This is a messenger RNA of Halichondria panicea, 1008 nucleotides long. RefSeq names its product proteasome subunit alpha type-5-like. The transcript is spliced from 8 exons. Gene Ontology annotation, biological process: proteasome-mediated ubiquitin-dependent protein catabolic process. Bases 107 to 850 code for a protein of 247 amino acids. Gene Ontology annotation, cellular component: proteasome core complex, alpha-subunit complex; nucleus; proteasome core complex. Lineage: Eukaryota; Metazoa; Porifera; Demospongiae; Suberitida; Halichondriidae. The record is from RefSeq and is a predicted model, not a curated record.
CAUGUCUCAUGUGGGUGAGGUCAUUGGUGCGCAUUAACUGGUGAGGGCAACGUGGAUAGACUCAGCAUUUUCAUACUGUGCUGGCUAAGGGAUCUGCUGCUCCAGGAUGUUUCUCACAAGAUCCGAGUAUGAUAGGGGUGUGAAUACCUUUUCUCCUGAAGGGCGACUCUUUCAAGUGGAAUAUGCCAUUGAAGCAAUCAAGCUGGGGUCAACUGCUGUGGGCAUCUCCACGCCAGAGGGUGUAGUGUUGGCCGUGGAGAAGAGGGUCACCUCCAGUCUAAUGGAGCCAAGCAGCAUCGAGAAGAUCCUUGAGAUUGACACCCACAUUGGGUGCGCAAUGAGUGGUCUGAUAGCGGACUCCCGUACCAUGGUAGACAGAGCCCGUGUGGAUGCCCAGAACCACUGGUUUGUGUACAACGAGCCCAUGUCUGUACAGAGCGUCACUCAGGCUGUCUCUAACCUCGCUAUGAAGUUUGGAGAGGAUAAUGAUGACGACAAUGAGAAGGCAAUGAGUCGUCCAUUUGGAACAGCUUUGCUGAUUGGUGGAGUGGACGAUGACGGGCCACAGCUGUGGCACCUGGACCCAUCAGGCACUUACACCCUGUAUGAUGCUAAGGCCAUUGGCUCGGGGUCAGAGGGGGCACAGUCCUCACUGCAGGAGGUCUACCACAAGAGCAUGACAAUGAAUGAGGCUGAGGAGAAGCUGCUGAUUGUUCUCAAGCAAGUCAUGGAGGAGAAACUCACCUCUAUCAAUGUCGAGAUGUCUUCUGUACGAGUUGGAGUUGACGAGAAAUUCAAGAUCUACUCAAAAACCGAGCUUGAAGCAAUUUUGGCAAGAAUAAAAAGUUAAACUCAUUAGCCCAUUGUAGCUGUGUUUGACUGUGUGGUUGUAAUAUACAGCUGUAUAUAUAUUAUGCAUCUUGUAUCUACAUGUAACAUGUAUCAGUACUGUUUAUAAAUUAUAAUUAUACCAGCAUAGUGAAUGUUUAAUGUUGUUUCCACUGAUAA